GGCAUUGUGGGAGCGCGGCGGCUAAGAUGGCGGAGGCCUUUGGGGAUGAGCUCUUCAGCGUGUUCGAGGAGGACGCGGCCGCUGCUGCUUCUGGCGCCAAGAAGAGCAAAACGGGCCCCGCCGAGGGUGCCAGGAGGCCGGGGAAAAGAUUGGAAGAAAAACCUUCAGUACCAGCAGCAAUAGUCAAGCCAAAAAGGGAAGCUGAGAUUGAUAGUACUGAAAAUGUCAUUUUGGGGAAAAAACCGAAAUUGGAAGAUGUUUUAUCAGACGAUGUUAAUCUGACAGAUCUGAUGCCUCAAGUAAAAGUGCAGUCUGUGGAAACUGUUGAAGGUUGUACACAUGAGGUUGCGCUUCCAGCAAAUGAAGAAUUCACAGGUCUGAAGCCAAGAACUGGAAAAGCUGCAAAAGAAUAUCCAUUUAUUCUUGAUGCCUUCCAGAGAGAAGCUAUUCUUUGUGUAGAUAAUAACCAGUCUGUGUUGGUGUCAGCUCACACAUCAGCUGGUAAAACUGUUUGUGCUGAGUAUGCAAUUGCCCUGGCUUUGAGGGAAAAGCAGCGUGUGAUAUUUACAAGUCCAAUUAAAGCUCUGAGUAAUCAGAAGUACCGUGAGAUGUAUGAAGAAUUUCAGGAUGUUGGUUUGAUGACUGGGGAUGUCACCAUUAAUCCUACAGCUUCUUGUUUGGUCAUGACGACUGAGAUCUUGAGAAGUAUGCUUUACAGAGGUUCUGAGGUUAUGCGUGAAGUCGCCUGGGUUAUUUUUGAUGAAAUUCACUACAUGAGAGAUACAGAACGUGGUGUGGUUUGGGAAGAGACUAUUAUUUUGCUUCCUGAUAAUGUACAUUAUGUGUUCCUUUCUGCAACUAUUCCAAAUGCUCGUCAGUUUGCUGAAUGGAUCUGCCAUCUUCACAAACAGCCUUGCCAUGUGAUUUACACUGACUAUCGACCUACUCCACUGCAGCAUUAUAUAUUUCCAGCAGGAGGAGAUGGACUCCAUCUGGUUGUUGAUGAAAAUGGAGAUUUCAGAGAAGAUAAUUUUAACACAGCUAUGCAAGUGCUUAGAGAUGCAGGAGACUUAGCAAAAGGGGAUCAGAAAGGAAGGAAAGGAGGAACAAAAGGUCCUUCAAAUGUUUUUAAGAUUGUGAAGAUGAUCAUGGAAAGGAAUUUCCAACCUGUGAUUAUUUUCAGCUUCAGUAAGAAAGACUGUGAAGCCUAUGCACUUCAGAUGACAAAGUUAGAUUUCAAUACAGAUGAAGAAAAAAAAAUGGUUGAAGAAGUCUUCAAUAAUGCAAUUGAUUGUCUCUCAGAUGAAGACAAAAAGCUUCCUCAGGUUGAACAUGUGCUUCCCCUUCUGAAGCGAGGAAUUGGUAUUCAUCAUGGUGGUUUGCUUCCUAUCUUAAAAGAAACCAUAGAAAUCCUUUUCUCGGAGGGCCUAAUAAAGGCCUUAUUUGCAACAGAGACUUUUGCUAUGGGAAUUAAUAUGCCAGCCAGAACUGUGCUGUUUACAAGUGCCAGUAAAUUUGAUGGAAAAGAUUUCCGAUGGAUAUCCUCAGGUGAAUACAUUCAAAUGUCAGGUCGCGCAGGACGCCGAGGUAUGGACGACAGAGGAAUAGUAAUUCUUAUGGUGGAUGAAAAAAUGAGUCCAACCAUUGGCAAGCAACUUUUGAAGGGCUCAGCUGAUCCCUUAAACAGUGCUUUCCACCUGACAUACAACAUGGUACUGAACUUACUUCGAGUGGAGGAAAUUAACCCUGAAUACAUGUUAGAAAAAUCAUUUUAUCAGUUCCAGCAUUACAGAACUAUUCCAGAAAUUGUGGAAAGAGUCAAUAAUUUGGAAGCACAGUACAACAAAAUUGUAAUUCCCAAUGAAGAAAAUGUGGUGAUAUACUACAGAAUCCGCCAGCAGCUUGCAAAACUGGGUAAAGAUAUUGAAGAGUAUAUUCACAAACCAAAGUACUGCUUGCCCUUUCUACAGCCAGGAAGACUGGUCAAGGUGAAGAAUGAAGGUGAUGACUACGGAUGGGGAGUGGUUGUUAAUUUCUCUAAGAAAUCAAAUGUUAAGUCAAAUUCCGAUGAAUUGGACCCAUUGUAUGUAGUCGAAGUGCUCCUGCACUGCAGCAAAGACAGUUUGAAAAAUUUUGCUACUGAGUCUGCAAAGCCAGCCAGACCUGAUGAGAGAGGAGAGAUGCAGGUUGUUCCUGUUUUGGUGCAUCUUGUCUCAGCUAUCAGCAGUGUCCGCCUCUACAUACCAAAAGACCUGAGACCUAUUGAUAACAGGCAAAGUGUGUUAAAAUCUGUACAGGAGGUACAGAAACGUUUUCCUGAUGGAGUACCCUUACUAGAUCCUAUUGAUGACAUGGGCAUCAAGGACCAAGGGUUGAAAAAAGUAAUCCAAAAAAUAGAGGCAUUUGAGCACAGGAUGUAUUCACAUCCUCUUCACAACGAUCCAAACUUGGAAACCAUAUACAAACUUUGUGAAAAAAAAGCACAGAUUGCUAUGGAUAUUAAAAUAGCAAAGCGAGAAUUGAAGAAAGCCAGAACUGUCCUGCAAAUGGAUGAACUCAAAUGCCGCAAGCGAGUUUUGAGAAGACUGGGGUUUGCCACGUCUUCAGAUGUUAUUGAGAUGAAAGGACGGGUUGCUUGUGAAAUCAGCAGUGCUGAUGAACUACUCCUGACGGAAAUGAUGUUCAAUGGUCUCUUCAAUGAUUUGUCUGCAGAGCAGGCAACUGCACUACUCAGCUGUUUUGUGUUUCAAGAGAAUUCCAGUGAAAUGCCAAAACUGACUGAACAGUUGGCAGGACCACUUCGGCAAAUGCAGGAGUGUGCAAAAAGAAUCGCCAAGGUGUCAGCAGAAGCAAAACUGGAAACUGAUGAAGAAAAUUACUUGAAUUCUUUCAGACCCAACCUAAUGGAUGUUGUGUAUACAUGGGCAAAUGGAGCUAACUUUGCUCACAUCUGCAAAAUGACAGAUGUCUUUGAAGGUAGCAUAAUUCGUUGCAUGAGGCGUCUAGAAGAACUGCUUCGGCAGAUGUGCCAGGCUGCAAAAGCCAUUGGGAACACAGAACUGGAAAAUAAGUUUGCAGAGGGGAUUACAAAAAUCAAGAGAGAUAUUGUGUUUGCUGCAAGCCUUUACCUGUAACAGCAGAUGUCUUCCAGAAACUAUACUGACAUGAUGGAACAAAUUCAUCAGUGUCACAUGUGGCUUCCAUAUCAAGUAAUUCCUUUUAAUGGUGUUUACUUAAACCACAGUUGAUUCAACAAGGCAUGUACAAACAGCAGUGUAUGUAAUAUAACUUGUUACAGUUUUCAAUAAAAAUUUACAAUUGUAAUAGCUUUCUUUUAAGCAAGAGCUUGAACCAACAGAAAUUUAAAGUUUAGAUGUACAAUAACUGUGGUAGAUAUUAUUAUAUACAGGUGAAGUGAGCAUCCAAGAGCAGCAGCAGUCCCUUAAAGGCAAUUACUUAUAUUACAGAGUUAGACUUGUGAAAUUGUUUUCAUUCAGCAAUAUAGGUGAUAGGGGUCAUUCUUCAUGGUUGAUGAUUGCUGCCAAAGUGAUUUCCAUUUGUUGGAGUCUCAUGUAGGGUUGUAUGGGAAUCUUCUUUUGGUUGAAAUGUACAUCCUCUCACUUUGAAGAAGUCUGACACAUACACAACCUAAUUGAACAAAUCAGUGUUAACCGUUAAUCAGUGUUAAAUUAUUCCUGCACUCACAAGUCUUUGAAACAAGGGCUCUGCAGCAGGCAAAUUCUAUGAUCAAAACUAAUAAAAAGCUUCAUCAGUUUAAAACAUUAGAAAAUGGCAGGGAAGUCUUGUACAAAAUUCAGAUAUCUGUUCUUUCAAUAGCUUUUUCACCUUGCCAUUGACUAUUUAGCCACUGAUGGUUUAAGCCAAAUUUAAGGCUUGUGCUAACUGCCUGCCUUACCAGGCACUGCUUCAUUACAACAGCCAAUGUUUUUUCUGUAAUUUAGGUGGAACAGAACAGGAGACAUGGUGCUUUAGCUGGGCCCAGCAUCUCUAAGGCCAGCUCUACCUAUGUAGUCCUUUCCUGCAGUCUUUUAAACAUACCACCUCACUUCUUCACAGCUAGGAGACAUCUCCCUCACUAUGAGACAGGUGGUUGAUCCAAUUCUGCAGCUUGCUGUCUUCCACUGCUCAUUUCACAAAGUCCCAUAGCAGAUGUGCUGGGCACAGUGCUACCUGGAGUGCAAUAAGUGAGAGCCUCACAUUCUCCUUUCCCUUCCUGUAUUAUGUCUUCCCCUCCCACUAAAACCCUGAGAACUGCAGAACACUUGAAUGUCCAUGGCAGAAGAAACAAUCUCCCACCACGCUGGCAGCUGGCUGAUGAUCCAGCACACUGCUUCAGCCACAGACCAGGGGAGUUUCAGCUUCCACUUAAUGCCAGAUUCCCUCAGUUCAAUUUAGUGAUCUAUUUACAGUUGCUGUGCUGCUAUGCUCUAACCUCAGCUUGCUGGUUUUGGAGAGGAACUCAUCAGUUCUUUCAGAUAAGAGUCUGAGGGUGGUGGUUGGUGCUAGUGUAUAUUUUUUAAAAUAAUUUCCUGACCUUUCAACUCUACUCUCUGUAAUGCUACUUUCUACUCUUUCUUGUAUUACCAAGCACCUUCUGAAUCAUCCAACAUCCUUGACUAAACUUGUUUUCCCUAAUAAAAGUGUGCUCACCUCUUUGAUCUCUGA
Molecule: messenger RNA, 4686 nt
Organism: Camarhynchus parvulus
Lineage: Eukaryota; Metazoa; Chordata; Aves; Passeriformes; Thraupidae
Gene: MTREX
Product: Mtr4 exosome RNA helicase
Exons: 27
Coding region: 27-3134 (1035 amino acids)
Biological process (GO): maturation of 5.8S rRNA; RNA catabolic process
Cellular component (GO): nucleus
Molecular function (GO): ATP binding; RNA helicase activity; RNA binding
Source: RefSeq, a predicted model, not a curated record